Messenger RNA from Hydra vulgaris (swiftwater hydra), 4895 nucleotides. Its product is annotated as putative leucine-rich repeat-containing protein DDB_G0290503. Gene Ontology annotation, cellular component: microtubule organizing center; perinuclear region of cytoplasm; mitotic spindle pole. Gene Ontology annotation, biological process: positive regulation of DNA-templated transcription; regulation of mitotic cell cycle spindle assembly checkpoint; establishment of mitotic spindle orientation. Gene Ontology annotation, molecular function: calmodulin binding; protein kinase binding; transcription cis-regulatory region binding. The record is from RefSeq and is a predicted model, not a curated record. NCBI's taxonomy places the organism in Eukaryota, Metazoa, Cnidaria, Hydrozoa, Anthoathecata, Hydridae.
CAAAAUUCAAAACAAGAUUCGCGGCAUGAAAAAACUUGGACAGAUCAAUGUUUGAAGCAAAUGAGCAUUUUUUGUUUUACUUAAUUAGAACUAAACUAACCAAAUUUGGUUAACAAAAUGCAGGACGAGUCAACACUAUCUUUCAAUUAUAACCAGACAUUACAAGUUUCAGAUUCCAUCUUUGAAAAAUCCGUAAAUGAUUCAGCAUUUGAAACUAAUUUAAAAACAAGACAAAAAGGUGAAACUAAUUUAGAUGACACAAUGAAAAGUGAGAUGCCAGCAAAAAAUAGUCUUAGUAAAGUAACUGUUAGAGAACAAGAUGAGUUGAUCAGAGAAUUAAAAAAAGAAUGCUUUGGUUUGAAAAUGAGAAUUUUUUAUAUGGAGGAACGACUUCAUAAUACAUUUGAUACCUCAACUGGUGAUAUGAUUAAAAAGAAUGUUGAACUUAAAGUUAUGAUAGAGGAGCUUAAACAAGAAAAUAGUGUAAAAACGGAUCUGCUUGCUAAAGCUUCAUUAGCAAUGGAACAAUUAACAGCUGCUAAAAUGCAUGACGAGAAAAAUGAAUCUUUGCAAGUUAUUUUAGCUAAAAAAAUUAAGAAAAUAGAAAGCCUCAAGAAACAAUGUAGCAUAACCAAAGAAAAACUUAAUAUUGCUCAAAGUAAGUUAGAAGAAAAAGAAAGCAAGGAGGAAAAACUUCAAAAAGCAUUAGAUGAUAUUUCAGAUGGAUUUGAGGCAUUAAAGACUCGAAAGCAUGAAGAUGAAGAAGUGCUUAAGUCAAUGAUAAAAGAACUGGAAGAAACUAUUGCAGAUAAAGAAAAUACCAUUGAUAGUCUUAAGAUGAAAACGGCUCUCCUUGAAAAGGACAACACAAUGUUUCGGACAACAUUAAGUAAAAUUGAAAUUGAGAAAGAGAAAUCCGCUGAAGUUUUUCAAGAGCAGAUAAAACAAUUAUCAGCAAGUCUAAAUGAAAAAAGCAAAGAGAGUAAAUUAUUGGAAAUUGAGCUCAAUAUUAAAGAAGAUACCCUUAAGAAUGCAAAGGAAGAACUUUAUCAAGCAAACAGUCAUGCAAACUAUGAUUUAAAUAAAUUUAAUACACAACUGUUACAAAAUGAAAAAGAAAUUGAAAAACUGAAGUUACUGCUUGAAGCAAAAGACAAAGACUUUGUGAUUGUUAGUAAACAACUUCAAGUAAAUGAAGAUGAAAUCAAGACACUUCAUUUGCAGCUACAAAGUAAAGAUAAAGAUUUAUUGAUUGUUAGUAAACAACUUCAAGUAAAUGAAGAUGAAAUCAAGACGCUUCAUCUGCAGCUACAAAGUAAAGAUAAAGAUUUAGUGUUUUUAGCCAACAGCAAGUUAGAACUUCAACGUUUGCUUGAUGAGUAUGAUCAAAGGUUUAUAGAAGAACAAAUGAAGCGUGAUGAGCAGCUUGCAGAGGAAGUUGCAAGAUUGAAAGUCAACAAAACAAAAGCAGAUUUAUCAAGACAGUUAAAAAUUGCUGAACUGGAAUCACUGUGUCAAAAACUCGAAAGAGAAAAGGUUCAUUUUGAACUUAAUUAUCAAAAAUUAAAAAAAGAUUUUGAAACUUUCCAAGAACUUUCAAAUAUAGAAAAGAAUCAAUUAGUUCUGGAAUGGGAAAGUAAACUCAAGCAAGAAAAAGAUUUUCAAAAGCAAAAACACAAUGAAGAUCAAAAGAAAAGCGAAGAAUGGCUUGCUGAAGAAAUAUCAAAAUUUAAAGUUAGUAAAGCAAAAACAGAAAUAUCAAGACAAUUAAAAAUUGCAGAACUAGAGUCGUUGUGUCAAAAGCUUGACAAAGAAAAGGUUCAAGUUGAGCUCAGUUAUCAAAAUAUGAAAGAAGAACUAAAAAAAGUUCAAGAAUUGUCUACUAAAGAAAAGAAACAACUUGAAGAAGAAUGGGAAAAAAAACUGAAACAAGAGAAAGAUUUACAUAUGAACCUUCAAGAAUGUAUCAAAGACCUAACUGAAAAGAUUAACAUUAAUGAACAAGAAAUUAAAAAUCUUCAUGAGCUUCAGAAGUGUAAUAUAGAAGAGAAAAAAAAGUUAAUUGGUAUUAAUCAGCAUUUUGUAACUGCUGAAGAUCAAUUAAAGAAAGUGAAUAGCCAACUUGUUGCAAUGAAAAAGAAAUAUGAAAAAGCAGAAGAAAGUUUUAAAGAAAAAUUAAAAGAAAAAGAAAUAUUGAUAAGUGAAUUGCAAAAGAAGAACUCAGUGGCUAGCCUAAGUGGUCCUUUGAUUGAAAAACUUGAAUCUUUAUUCAAUAUAACUGAAGAAGAGAAACAAAAAUAUAUGCAGCUCAACCUAAAAAUAAUGAAUAAUAGACAUCCAGAAAGCCAGUUGAAUUUGUUAGAACAUGAAUUAUCUGAAGUUGAAUUUAUGCGUAAAAAACUCCUUGAACAUUUUCGUGCUCUUUUACAUGAAUAUCCCUUGAAAAAUACCCAGCAAGAUACAGAUUUUUUGCAGUCAUUUGAAGGUUCUAUUAAUGACUUUAAUCAUCAUUCUACAAUUAAAACAAGCCAUCGUGAGCAAAUCCUUGAAGCAUUUUUAUUAAACAAAGAGAAUGAGCUUGAUGAAAAAAAGAACAGGAUUAAUAUGCUAGAAAAUGAAAAAAGUAUCUUAGCCUGUGAACUUGAUGAACUAAGGGAACAGAAAACAGAAGAAAUUAGUUUAAACCAAUUAAAAGAAAAUAACGAAAAGUCGCAAACAUUGAUCAAUGAGUUAAAAAAUCAACUCUCUGUUGAUCAGACAAAUUCUCAUGAAGAAAAAGACCGCCUGAAAAAUGAUGUUAAAGAAUUAUGCAACAUUAACAAAAGAUUAAGGAAGAAAAUAAAAGACCUUUCACAAAAAUAUCAAAAGAUAGUUGAUGAAAAUCAUAGAUUACUUGAGGUUCAGAAUAAAGCUGAACAGCAGAUUCAAAUGCUUAAUGAUAAACUUGCAACUGAACUAUCAUGUAAUAAAAAGCUUGAAAAUGAACUUCAUAUAGUGAAAAAUGAGUUUAAUUUUUGUUCAGAACAUUUGCGUAGCUAUGAAAACUUAAACAAACAUUUGCAGCAGCAGCUAGACGAUCAAAAGAAAGCCUACGAAAUACAGUUGAAAGUUUUAGCUUCUGACCUUUUGCAACUACAAACUAAUAAAACAAAUGAUUCUGUACAGCUAAAUACAUCAACUGUUAUUGGUUUUGAAUUUAUAAUCAAUGAAUUAAAAGCUAAAAUAUUGGAAAGCAAACAUGAAAUUGAUUCUCUUUCAAAAGAAUUAGAAAAUUUAAAAAAAAUAAACUUGCAAAAUGUUAAUGAUCUUGAGCAAUCAAAGACCACAAUUAUAGCUUUAAACUCAGAAAUAUUUUCUUUAAAAGCAGAUCUUUCAAAGAAAACUAUAAAUUAUGACAUUUUACGUUUGCAAGAAGAAGUAAAACAUUUUAAGGAGUCUAAUCAAACUUUAGAAUUACAAAAUAAUUUUGAAGCUCAAAAAAUCACCAAUGAAAAUUCAGAAAGUGAAAAAGAUACAGUAUUGAAUAAUUUGGGAAGUCAGAUAGAUUCAUUUUCUCCUGUACACACAAGCUCUAAGCACUCUCUUUCUCCAUUGAAUCAUCAAUUUUCCCAAACUGUUGACAAAAGUAUAUUAAUGCCAAUAGAUAACACUAUUGCUCUUCAUAUUGAGGAGAUGCGGAAACUUCAGAGACACUUGCAGUUUGCUAUUCAAAACAACGAUGUUUUAAAGAAUAAACUUGAAGAUCGAUUGUAUUUAAUAGAAAAAGAAGCAAGUUCUUUAAAUGAUCCUCAUCUUAGAGUAACAUUGUUUAGAGAGAAUGAUGGCAUGCGUGCAAAGAUUCAAGAGCUUGACCAACAAUGUCAACAAUUGAAGCGAGAAAUAAAUAUGUUGCAGGUAGAGAGAGAAAAUAUCAAGGCAGAAAAUAAACGAUUGCAUGCUCAAAUCCAUGAUCUAAAUCAACUUGCUUUCACUUUAAAAAGUGAAAUGCAGGUACAUGAUCAUCUUGUGCAGAAAGCAGAUAAAAUCACUAAGACAACAGAUAUAGAUAAAGAGCUCAUGGUAGGUUUGCUUGGAGAUAUUAAAGAUUUAAAGGAAAAACUUAAGCAUGCCGUUACUGUUGAUAAUCAAUUGCGUAAUAAACUUCAGGAAAAAUUAGAAAGACUUCCCUCAGCUGCUUCAUUUGAUGAAACAGAGCCAUCUACUCGUCGUGCAUUAUUUUGUAGCAAAGAUUGGCUAGUAACAAAUAAGUUAGAUCGAGAUUUUGCUUUGUUAAAUGAAACUCCUACUAAAGAUAAUGAUGUUUCAGUGCAAUAUCCAUCAUCCAAUGAUAACAGCAUGGUUAGUGAUGCAUUAAGUCGCGAAAAGUUACUAAAGAGACAUGUAAAUGAUCUUCUGACUUUGUCUAUAAAUAUUGAAAUAAAACUUACAGUAACAGAUGAAAAAAGGGCUAUAGAAAUCAGAAAGAACAUUAUGGAGAUAAAUGCCACACCUAAAGAAGUUGCACAAAUUUUGCUUGUUUUUAAAAAAUCCAACCAAAGCAGGACUUUAACAAACAAAGAUAGCUUAGAGAUAACAUCCUUAAAGAAUGAGUUAAGAAGAUUGAAGAAAAUUUUAUGUUCAAAGGAGAAAUUCAUUACAAAAACAUUAAAUAUGAUUGAGAAUAAUAUUCUAUGGAAAGAAACGAUGAAUCAAUCACUUAUGAAAAAACUAAUUAAGGCUCGUGACAUGCUGAAGACAACAAAUAACAAUCUAAAGAUAAAAGCAUCAUCAAGAGAACAUUCUUCUAGUAGCUUGACAUCUCCUAUAACAGAAACCCAUACAAAUAAUAUUUUUUAAUUUUUUUUUUACUUGUGUGAAUAUUUAUGUGCGCUGAACAAAUAUAUAUAUAUAUAUAU